Molecule: messenger RNA, 468 nt
Organism: Aegilops tauschii subsp. strangulata
Lineage: Eukaryota; Viridiplantae; Streptophyta; Magnoliopsida; Poales; Poaceae
Source: RefSeq, a predicted model, not a curated record
AACCCACCGUUUUUGAUGAGGUAGCCCAGCACCAGUACAACGCAUUAGUCAGGAAAGGCAACUCAGUGAUCCCUUCAGCUCCAAUGAUGAACUUUGUGCGUGCCCAGAUCAAGAAAGCAGCUGAUGAGACCGAGACUAUUCUGGAAACAACCCCGGCUGGCAAAAGCGAUGGGGAAGGUGCACUUCGAGCAUUCAUUAAGCGCCAGGGCCAAAAGUUAAGGCGGCUACCAAACCUUUUCGGUUGUCGUGACCCCGAGUACGUAUCACCAGAACGGUCUAGGUCGGCGACACCAUCAGAUCCCACUUCGGGCCAGGGCCAUGUUGAUCCUUUGGAGGAUGAGGAUGUGGGUGUGGUCACCCAAGAGGUAUGGCAUGAGCAUAUAUCCAAUUUUUGAUGCAUUGCUAACUAUAUCCUCACACACGGUCUUUCCAUAUCUUUUGUUGAUGCAUAGGUUGCUGAUGAUAUGA